CAUAAUUUAAUUAAGUUAAUUUGACUAGGGAUGUUAAUGAAUAAAAAUUAAUUAUUACGUGUGCAAAUUCCCAGAGUAGAUAGCCACUUUACUCUGAAACAGUCUCCUUCUUCAGAUCUGAAUCUUCCCAAGAAAAAAAUAUUUUUUUGCAUUGUCUUCUCCAAUCUCAUUAACUAUUACCUUAAUCAUAAUACUAUAUCAGCAGUGGAGCAAUAAUAGACAAAGGAAAGUGGUAUAUAUAUGUAUAAUAGUGAACAUGAGUUUAGUCAAUAAUUCCUAAUAAUAAGAGAUCAAAAGCAAUUGAAAGCUUGUAUAAUAUAAUGUCAAUGUCAAGACAAGUACGGUCAACAAUUCACUUGAACAAAAGGCCAAGAUGGGUUCUAGUAAUGGUUCCUUUUGUGACCAUAUUUCUGAUAUUUGCCUAUCUAUUUGCACCAAGAAGUUCAUCUGAGGGUUGUUUCAUCUUCUCAUCCAACGGCUGUGGUUCAUUCUUUCAAAAGCCUUUGUUCCUUCUGUCUAGAGAUUUGACUGAUGGUGAGAUUGCCUCUCAGGCAGUGAUCAAAGAGAUUCUAAGGAUCCCUAAUAUUCACUCUAAGAACCCUAAAAUUGCUUUCAUGUUUAUGACUCCAAGUUCAUUGCCCUUUGAGAAACUCUGGGACAAGUUCUUUUCUGGCCAUGAGGAUAGGUUUAGUGUUUAUGUACACGCUUCAAAAGAAAGUCCAACUCAUGUGAGUCCUCACUUUGUUGGUCGAGACAUACGUAGUGAUAAGGUGGGGUGGGGAAAAUUUUCAAUGAUAGAGGCAGAGAAGAGACUUUUGGGGAACGCACUCUUAGAUCCUGACAACGAACAUUUUAUCUUGCUAUCUGACAGUUGUGUACCAGUGCAUAACUUCGACUACGUGUAUAAUUAUCUAAUCUUCACCAAUGUCAGCUUCGUUGAUUGUUUUGUGGAUCCUGGUCCUCAUGGUAAUGGUAGGUAUUCAGAACAUAUGUUACCUGAAGUUGUAAAGCAAGACUUUAGGAAGGGCUCACAGUGGUUUUCUUUGAAACGGCAACAUGCAAUUAUCGUUAUGGCAGACAGCUUGUACCACAGAAAGUUCAAACUUUUCUGCAGGCCAAACAUGAAUGGCCGCAACUGCUACUCGGACGAGCAUUAUUUGCAAACCUUUCUUCAUAUGAAAGACCCUGGUGCGAUUGCAAAUUGGUCAGUAACCCAUGUUGAUUGGUCUGAAGGCAAGUGGCAUCCUAGAGCUUAUAGGGCUCAAGAUAUUUCUUUUGAGCUCCUCAAGAACAUUACGUCUAUUGAUGAGAGCACUCAUGUCACAAGCGACAGCCAGAGGACAAUAAUGACAAGACCUUGCUUGUGGAAUGGGUUGCAGAGACCCUGUUAUUUGUUUGCCAGAAAGUUUUACCCUGAAACUCUUGAUAAACUAAUUAACCUUUUCUCCAAUUAUGCUGGUGCCUAGAUUCAAUUUCUUUCUUCUUCUUCUUCUUCAAAUUUUUACCCACCAAUUCUUUUGACAAUUAAGAUAUAUGCUAUUUCUGUUGGAGUGGUUACAUUUGUUCUUAUUCUUUCAAUGUUUAUUAAAUUAGAUUUUUUAUUUGUUU
Messenger RNA from Cannabis sativa, 1608 nucleotides. RefSeq names its product glycosyltransferase BC10-like. The record is from RefSeq and is a predicted model, not a curated record. Gene Ontology annotation, cellular component: membrane. Lineage: Eukaryota; Viridiplantae; Streptophyta; Magnoliopsida; Rosales; Cannabaceae. The transcript has 11 exons. Gene Ontology annotation, molecular function: glycosyltransferase activity. The coding region runs from base 321 to 1466 and encodes 381 amino acids.